UUGCCCUCGUAAACUGGAACGCACCCGUAAGCUCAGUGAGCCAGACAGGGCGUUGCGGGACAGAUUUGUUAAGCAAAAUAUUCUAACCACUUUCUUAGAAAAAUGGCGUUAUCGGGGUGCUAUGCCCUGUUGAAGUACCUGGUGGUCAUCAUCAAUUUCAUAUUCUUCCUGGCUGGUAUUGGUGUGGUGACUGCUGGAAUAUACUUGCUGACGGAUUCGACAAUGUAUGUGCAAGUGGUGCAGGAUGAUGCUAAUUUCCACACUGGUAUCUACAUCUUGAUAGCAGCUGGUAUACUUAUGUUCAUCAUUGGAUUCCUUGGAUGUUGUGGCGCAUUGCGGGAGUCUCCAUGCAUGCUUGUUACAUUCUUUUCAUUUUUGCUGGUGAUUUUGGUCGUUGAAGUUGCUGCUGGUUGUUGGGUAUAUUUCAACAGAGCUGAGUUGGAGAAAAUGCUCCAGGAACAUGUAAAACGCACAGUUGAAAAGGAUUACAGUACUAACGAGUAUCUCACCAAGACUUUUGACACUAUUCAGAGUAAUCUUGGCUGUUGCGGCGCGAAUGGCCCACGAGAUUGGAGUUCAUCACGGUUUAAUCAGGUUAACAAGAAAAGUGACAAAGGGAUGGACUUGGCCAUUUCUUCGUCUCUACAGACCUAUAAACUGCCUCUCUCGUGCUGUUCCACUCCCAAAAGUCCUCAAAUAUGUGAUGAUGGAUCCCGAAUCGGCCUGUCAGCAAAUAUUCCUGUUGUCAUGUACCAAGAUGGUUGUAUUGAGAAGCUGAAAGAUGUCCUAAAGGAUCAUAUGGUAAUUGGUUGGGCUCUUCUGAUAACCAUUGCUGUCCUGGAACUCUUUGGGCUUAUCUUCUCACUUGUUCUUUGCUGUGCUGUGCGCUCUUCAACAGAUCACUACAAGUCAUAAACAUUUUUGCCUGUAUCCAUAUGGUUUAUUUUGAGAAUUAUUUUAUUUACUGUUUUUUCCUCUUUGAUCUGAUGUUUCUCUGUGCUUUUCAGAGAGUAUUUGUGUCAAAUCUUUUAUAAUUGAUUGUGAAACCAUUAACUUGGCAUUUCAAUUAUUGUCCAGAUAAUUUUUGCUGUGGAAUGGUCCAUCCAAAUUGGUAUGAGAGGAUGUGUGUGGAAUAGUAGUUUUUAUGAGAGGUUUGUUUCUCAAGUAAGGUAUAUGGAAUGGUGGUUACCAAUGUUGAGUUGGGUGAUUCUUGCCCAAUGCUAUGGUUUUGAAGCAUUUUAUUAUUGUAAACCUUUGUAAAGUAAGUCUUAUUUGAGAUACUUUGUUGUUGUUUUUUGUGUGUUUUUCUGCUAAUUUACUACAUACUUUACUGCAGUCUGUAGUGAAAAUAACAAUUUAGGUAAAGUGAGUUGAAGUAACCAGUGGUAUUAUUAAUCAAGGAGCUUUUUGAAGAGUAGUGUUACCUCACUUGUUUAUGUGAAUGAACUAUUAAUGCCUGUAAUUUAUGUAGUUAUUAAGAGCUACAUAAAAAUCCUAACAGUCAAGCAAAGACAUUCUUCAUGCAUUGAGGGAGCUGAUUGUGAUGGGAAUUUAAGGUUUGCAUUAAAGUGCAUGGUAUUUUUGCCAAUUCUGACUAAAAUGUGCCAUUAUAGUUCAUAUUUAUGGAGAAAACUGAUUUCUGUUCACUUAUUAAUAAGAUCUCAAAACUUGAAUAAUAGGUCCGCUUCUAAAAUGUAUGAUGUAUUAAGAGAUCUGUGCAGACCUAAGACAUUCUUCGCUGGCAUAAGAAAUUCAUGUUGUAGACAUUAUUUCAUCCCUAAGACUAGACUUCUCAACAAAAAUUUUGAGGUAUUGAUAGGAUUGUUGUUAUUCUUUCUCCUUCAGUUACGUACAAAUUACCAUUUUUAAUGGCACUAGUCUUCACCUGUACUUUAUGUUAAUUGUACCUUUUCUGCAAUAUAGGAAAUAGCUCUGUGAAUGUUAUGAGUUCGAGGCUGCUGAAAUUAAUACAUUGUUGUGGCAAAUCAGGCUCUUGCAAUUUUACUUUGAAGAGUCAAAUUUUUGCCCUUCAAUGUUUGUGCACAAUUUCUGGUGUUUCCAAAGAAAGCCAUUUUCUUGUACAGUAUUUGACAUGUUUCUAUCUUGUAACCUGUACUCCUCUGUAUAGCAGAAUUUGUUAUCUCUUACAGAGUUUAAGUCAUAGAGUUUAUUAUAUAACUGUUUAGAUGUCAUAACAAUAACUAUUUAUAUUUUUUGUCUUCACUCAUUAUUAUAUUGACUCUCUUCAUUUGGAGACAAGUUCGGUCUCCUAAAAUUUUCUCAAAUUCUGUUGAAAAUACUCUCGAAGCAGUUUUUGCAUCGUUCUUCUCAUCAAAAACAGCUGGAUGCUCAUACAGUUUUCAUUUGACCACUGCAAGACCUGUAGAGAUUUUUACACUCCUACAGCAUCAAUAAUCAGUUUUCUGAUUGUGUCAGUGUUAUGGAUCUGAAGACCCAUAUUCUUACUUCUAGUGUAAUUGUCUUGCCCUGGCCAAAUGAUCAGUGUCUUUUAAAUCUUGUACAAUUGUAUUUGCCAUAGAUAUAGGAAAUAAUUAUAAUAAAUGUUUGUAAAGUUGUAACGAUAGUUGAGACUAGUCUUAAGCACUUAAUCCAAAGCGCUGUACAUUGGAAUAUUAUUUAUUUUUACUUCAUUCUGGGUUUUAUCCAAGAGAAAAUAUAUUUAUAUUGUAAAUUGGAUGUGUAUCCAAGUUACACAUAUUCAGUCUUUACAAUUGUGGCUUGUGAUGUAUUGAAGUGUUUCAUUGGGGGUGAUGUAACUCGUAACUCACAACAGUGAACUCCAAUAAGAAACUUAACUAUACUUGGGAUUUGAGAUUGCUGUUGGUUUCUGCAUGAUGCCUGGAAGUAGGUCAUUGAUUUGAAGAAAGGUAAAUUGUGUUCCAAUUAUUGUAGGCAAAUGUUGUCCCCUACCCACCUAAUUUCCUCUUCACCUUUUCUGUGUGCCAUGUAUUUAACUUAUAUUGUAUGUAUGUAUGUGCCUCUAGUGUUUGCACAACAUGUUGUAGAUUGUGACAUGCAUAAGCAUAUAUUUUCAUAGAGUUUUGCAUAGAGGAUUCUUUAUUUCUUAUUUUAGUCUGUCACUUUUCAAGCACCAUACCAAGAAUUCUUUGUGGAUUACUUUUAACCCUGUUGUGCAUCCCUUGCUUGUCCCACAUAUUUACUACAAUGUUAGAAGUUUUAACGGUUUGUCAUCAUAACAGCUAUUGCACCUGUUAAAGGUUUGCACAAUGUUGGCAUCAGAUGUCAGAUGUUAAGAACUCAUAUGUGUAUUGCUCAUUUAUUAUUCAAAAUUGUGAGUGUUCAAAUCUAACCAAGAGAAAGUACCCAGUGAGAACACAAAGUCAAAAUUGUGUCUUUUAAUCUGACUUCUAAAUCCCUACCGGAAAGAACUAUAUUUUGACUUAAAAGGUCAAAAUGACACCUCUUGCCGUCAUUUUGACUUGGGUUGUUCUUGAGUAGCGAAGUGUAGACAAUGUGAGAAUAGAAACUUCUAAUUUCACCGUAACACCUAUCCAAUUUUGAACUAAAGUUGUACGCGCAAUUCUCAUAUGCAUUUGCUCUAAUCAGAUCUACUCAGUUAGUGGAGUUGUUUAUUUUUUAUUUCCAGUGAGUACCUAUCUUAAAUGAGUUUUGUAUGUGUACAAUCUGAAAGUCAAUCAUGGUAGGGUCCAUUCCAUAUUUUCUGGCAGAGCGGCAAGCAAAAGCUUUUGAGACAAUAUCAUCCAUGAAUGUCCAUUUCAUCAGAAUGUAACUUGAUAGUAGGGAGUGUUCAAAUGCAUUAUAAAGGUUGUCCUGCCGACGUAAAGUGUCCACCCAACCUGCCUUGGGCCUUCUCCAAGACAAUGCUCACCACCUAGGCACGGAGAUAGGGCCACUCUUAACUUUCGGGUACCGUCCCCUCGACCGAGGUGUUUAAAAUGAGCCUAUCUAAGUCGACCAGAAAGCAAAGACUAGCUGCUCUGCCAGAAAAUUGGGGAUGCUAUUUCCUCAACACUUUCAGUGCCAAGGGACUCGACCGCACAUUACUAUUUCUGGGUGUCACUUGGACUUCCCUGGCAUGGAAAGCUUUGAACUACAUGCAAGCUUGAGUGUUGUUAACUUUGAAUAUUUUUCAGUAUUUAGCAUACUUUGGCACAAAAAAAUACAUGAUUGUUGCAUAGAACAUACCUUCAUUUGAAUUUGAUAGAGAGGAAGAUGUCUGAAAAAUGUCCACCAUUGGCAAUUUUUUUUAUCAGCACAAAGUUGGGUAUGGAUUUCUUUCCAAGGAAAGUAAGCAAUUUUUAUUUUUUAAUUUUUUUGAUGCAUUAAUCCAAUGCGCCACUAUUUAACCUAUUAUUUGUAAUCAUUUUUGUACGUUUUCUCAAUUAUUUUUUUUUAAUUUAUAUAUAUAUAUUCCUCUGUGCAGUUUAUUUCUUUAAAUAGGGAGAAUAGAAAGAUAUGAGCUGCUGCCUCAUAAAAGCUGUGUGUUAAUUGUAUCAGGCCAAGAAUAUGCAUUUAUGGGGACAUAAUACGUAUCUGAGCCAGAAACCUUGGGAAUCUGUGUCACUACUCUUCCCAUAUGGACUGUCAGAAAACUGUCUAAGAGGUAGGUAGUUUGAAUGAAUCUGGCAGAAAACCUAAAUCCAGUCAAAACUACAAUUGUAAACGGCCUAAUUUUUGGUGAGGCAAAAAUAAAUCAAACUUCUCAAGUAUUUUCUGUCUUAUGUCUGGUGUUGGAAUGUGAGAAUGCUCAUUGGUACAGACUGUUUGUGUUACAGUAAUAGACUGAGAAGGUUGUUAAACUUAAGUCAUGUCUCUUAAUAUUGCCAUGAUAUUGCUCUUCCAAUAAACUUGCUGCCAAGAACGUGACAAAUCUGUUGUAUUCAAAUGCCAUUCAAACUAUAUGCAUUUAGCUGUGAAGCAGAAAAUGUUAGUACACUUAUUAUUACUACUGUAUUUGUUUGUAAGGUUUGAACUUAAAAAAUUUAUCCCUGUUAUGGAAAUAGCCUUGUUCUACAAGAUAGUGAUGCAAUUCCUGGUUCCUUAUUUAAUUCUUGAUCAUUAAAACAUGGUUUUCUGUUUUUAUUAUAUAUUAAAGACAAAUGUUUGCACUUUAGAAUUGUGGAUAAAUUGAAUCUCAUAAUUUCUAGUUUUGUCUUGAUUCCUAUAUGUACUUAACAUAGCUUGCUGAAAUAAAGUCUGUUUAACACAAAACAA
This is a messenger RNA of Frankliniella occidentalis (western flower thrips), 5217 nucleotides long. RefSeq names its product CD9 antigen. Gene Ontology annotation, cellular component: membrane. Lineage: Eukaryota; Metazoa; Arthropoda; Insecta; Thysanoptera; Thripidae. The transcript has 5 exons. The coding region runs from base 103 to 915 and encodes 270 amino acids. The record is from RefSeq and is a predicted model, not a curated record.